AUGGACAACAGAGUCACUCUUGCGUGGCUGGAUCGUCUCGGCACCUCUCUCGCAUCUCGGCCAACAUUGCCCUAUCGCCAGCCACAAUAUGCAUGGUAUGCCUUCACAAAUGACGGAGGACCACGCACUUUGAGACAGAAUCGAUCUCCUACCGUCCCAAUGGAGGCAGCAGAGCGUGUCGUGAUUCUGGCUCUAGGCAGUGAGACAGAAAGUGAUCCCGGAGUCGACUCUGAUCUUGAAAACGAGGUUGAUUACUCUCCCAAAGGAAACGCCUUGGUGCGAAAUCCCUAUAAUGGAAGACUCGAGAUGUGGCCAUAUCUAGAAGCGAGAUACGAAGCCCAAAAGGAAGCGUGGAAAAAGGAACGGCGAGGAAAAAAAGCUGUCAAAGAGGCUGAAGAUCAGGCUAAAAAUCCAAGCGAAGCAAACGAUAAUGCCAAUGGUAAUAUUACUGAAGAUGGAAAUGCCACCGUCCACGUCCAAACCAACGUUGUCCAUCAAGGCGAUGCUUCCGCCAGCGAUGCAAACGGUGAUGCCAAUGGCAAUACUACUCUAGAUGGCAAUGCAACGAUCCCCGUUCAAACCAAUGGUGUCCGUGAAGACGAGACUUCAGCAUGUAAUGCAGAAGACGGUACCAAUGUCACUCCUGUCACCACGGCUGUCGAGAAUGGACAACUCAUUGUCAACAUCCAUGCAGAUGACAGUUCUGCCAACAAUGCAGAAGAUGAUAACAACAUCACUCAUGUCACCAUCGCGAUUGGGAAUGGACAACUCGGCGUCGGACUUCAUGCAUGUGGUGUACUUGAAGAUCAUGUUUCGAGCACCGACACAAACAACCCCGUGUACACACCCGCCACUUCUCGAGUCCCCACGACCACCGUCAGCAGUAGUAGCGACGCCAGCGACCCUGAUGCCGUUCCUACCACUGAUCAGCUCGACGACGAGCAACCUGAUGCAGCCUUGCUCUACCCUCUCCCCAUGUUCAUCUACAACGCCCUGAUCCGCGAAUUUGGCGACCGCCCUUUCUGGGUUCAAACCCACCACCAGUCUCUCGCUUGCUCGAUGCUCAAGCGCAAACUCGUCCUCGUCCGUCUCUGCCACCUGGCCUGCCUGCGCAACUUUGCCUUCCCCAAGAUAAAAGAACGCCAGGGUCGUCUCAGAGGCAGGUCGCUGCUCCUCCUCAUCAACCACUUCGCGUGGGUUAGGUUCGUCGUUCGCUACCCUGGCCUCGUCGAUCGAGUCAUGAAGUACGUCAAGUGGCUGGAAAUGUUGGAGAACGAGUACGUACAGGCCGUGCCGUACUUUGAGACGUUCUGGACCGCAAUGGAGUGUGGCGAGACACCGGGCGGGGACGUCCUCGAGGCCCUCAUCGAGAUGAACAGCAAGAGGAUAUUCCUUCAGGGAAAGAUCUUCGCAGAGGAGCACAUCGUCCAUGAGCUCAACGACGAGGCUGAGAAUGCUCCGUCCUGGAUCGAGUGGGUCGACCGUCGUGCGGCCAAGAAGUAA
Exophiala oligosperma is the source of this 1503-nucleotide messenger RNA. RefSeq lists its product as uncharacterized. The record is from RefSeq and is a predicted model, not a curated record. The transcript is spliced from 3 exons. Bases 1 to 1503 code for a protein of 500 amino acids. Lineage: Eukaryota; Fungi; Ascomycota; Eurotiomycetes; Chaetothyriales; Herpotrichiellaceae.